Molecule: messenger RNA, 1178 nt
Organism: Triticum urartu
Lineage: Eukaryota; Viridiplantae; Streptophyta; Magnoliopsida; Poales; Poaceae
Product: histone H4
Cellular component (GO): nucleosome
Molecular function (GO): DNA binding; structural constituent of chromatin; protein heterodimerization activity
Source: RefSeq, a predicted model, not a curated record
AUCACAGCACCCAUCACCACUCCUCCCCCAAUCCCACUCGCGCAGCAGCUCCAAGAGGAUCGUCAGCCAUGUCCGGGCGCGGCAAGGGAGGCAAGGGGCUCGGCAAGGGAGGCGCCAAGCGCCACCGGAAGGUGCUGCGCGACAACAUCCAGGGCAUCACCAAGCCGGCGAUCCGGCGCCUGGCGAGGAGGGGCGGCGUGAAGCGCAUCUCGGGGCUCAUCUACGAGGAGACCCGCGGCGUGCUCAAGAUCUUCCUCGAGAACGUCAUCCGCGACGCCGUCACCUACACGGAGCACGCCCGCCGCAAGACCGUCACCGCCAUGGACGUCGUCUACGCCCUCAAGCGCCAGGGCCGCACCCUCUACGGCUUCGGCGGCGAAACGCACAGACAGCGCGGCAACGCGCAGAAAAGGUUUCGAGCUGGCGCCCCACGGAACCAAAAUUUUCAGGCGCACCCCCGCCAAGCCUCCCGCCACGUCACGGAUCCGCGGCAUCCAUACCCGGAUCGCGGUCUCGGCCUUCCCAAUUCCGUGGUCACGCAUCGCCUUCCUCCCGCCCCUUUUAACCCCCCUCCCCGCUUCCCCCAAAUCGCAGCACCACACCCACAAGCCACCACCGCGCCUCGACCUCCAUCCGCUCUCUCAGCUCGAACCAAGGCGAGUUCGUCGGCGACCAUGUCCGGGCGCGGCAAGGGAGGCAAGGGGCUGGGCAAGGGCGGCGCCAAGCGGCACAGGAAGGUGCUGCGCGACAACAUCCAGGGCAUCACCAAGCCGGCGAUCCGGCGCCUGGCUCGGAGGGGCGGCGUGAAGCGCAUCUCGGGGCUCAUCUACGAGGAGACCCGCGGCGUGCUCAAGAUCUUCCUCGAGAACGUCAUCCGCGACGCCGUCACCUACACGGAGCACGCCCGCCGCAAGACCGUCACCGCCAUGGACGUCGUCUACGCGCUCAAGCGCCAGGGCCGCACCCUCUACGGCUUCGGCGGAUAGGCGCCCCCCUUCGUCAGCAACUCUGCCCCGCUGUGGCCGCAGACGGGAGAAGUCUGCCAUGUCUUAUGUUCAGUAGCUGUAGCCGGAACAAUGUCACCUGUUCUCCCAUCUGUCUAUCGCAGAAUCUCUCUAGUUACCUUGUAGCUCCAUGAGCCCAGUCGUGAAAUCGAAUAUAUCGUCUUACCGUGCAAA